Molecule: messenger RNA, 1981 nt
Organism: Racocetra persica
Lineage: Eukaryota; Fungi; Glomeromycota; Glomeromycetes; Diversisporales; Gigasporaceae
Source: the annotation of a GenBank genome assembly
UGGAAGCAGGGUAAUGGAAGGUGUUGGUAAUUAUGUUGUUAUUGGUGUUGGAGCAAAUUCGUGCAGAGGAAGAUGGUUGUCUUUAAAUACUGAUAGUGAAGAUACAUCACUUCAAGCUUUAAAUACUGAUAGUAAACUUCAAGCCAAGUUGAAUAACCUCACUGAACAAAUCGCAAAAUUAGGAUGUGCUGCUGCUUUGUUAAUGCUUAUUGUUCUUUUGAUUAAAUAUUUUAUUUCUUUCCGUACCAAUGGUGCACCAUCAGCACCAGAAGCAAUAGAUAAUUUGGUAAGAAUAAUUAUUUCAGCGGUCACUGUUGUGGUCGUUGCUGUACCUGGAGGCUUACCUUUGGCUGUAACACUUGCUCUUGCUUAUGCAACAACACGUAUGUUAAGGGAUAAUAAUCUUGGCGAGCCAAAAAAUGGAAAAAUCAAUUUUAUAGGUUCAAAAACAGAAACUGCUUUAUUACAACUUCUCUUGGAUUUAGGUGUAAAUUAUAAAAUUUUAAAAGAUGAUGCUAAAAUUGUACAAUUUUAUCCGUUCAGUUCGGAACGAAAAGCCAUGGGUCUUGUAGUUAAAGAAGAUUCUUAUUUUAGAUUUUAUGUUAAAGGUGCUAGUGAAAUGCUACUUCAAAAAACUCGUUCUAUAAUCGAUACUAAUUCAGGUGAUGAAACUGAAUUGACUGAUCAGGAAAGAGAUAAUACUCAACAAGUUAUAAGAUAUUAUGCUAGUCGAAGUUUAAGAACUCUUGCAAUAGCAUAUCGUGAUUUAGAACAGUGGCCUCCUGAUGGGAUAACUUUAGAUCCUGAGGGUGAGAUAAAAUUUGAAGAUUUAAUGUUGAAUAUUACGUUAUUGUGUAUUGUUGGUAUCGAAGAUCCUUUGAGAGAAGGCGUUCGACAAGCUGUUGCAGAUUGUAAAGAUGCUGGAGUUAAAGUUCGUAUGGUUACCGGUGAUAAUGUUUUGACUGCAAAAUCUAUUGCAGAACAAUGUGGUAUUUAUACUACAGGAGGUUUAGUAAUGGAAGGUCCUGAAUUUCGUAACUUACCACCUGAAAAAAUGAAAGAAAUUCUUUCCCGACUUCAAGUUCUCGCAAGAUCUAGUCCUGAAGAUAAAAAAAUAUUGGUUGGAAAAUUAAAAGAGGAACUCAAUGAUACCGUCGCUGUAACUGGUGAUGGUACUAAUGAUGGGCCUGCAUUAAGGACUGCUGAUGUCGGGUUUUCUAUGGGUAUUUCCGGUACAGAGGCCGCUAAAGAGGCAUCAUCUAUCAUCUUAAUGGAUGAUAAUUUUUCGAGUAUAGUAAAAGCGAUAAUGUGGGGUCGUUGUGUAAACGAUGCAAUUAAAAAGUUUUUGCAAUUCCAACUCACAGUUAAUGUUACCGCUGUCCUACUUACAUUCAUAUCUGCAGUAUCUAGUGAUCAACAAAAAUCAGUUCUCUCAGUAGUACAAUUAUUGUGGGUGAAUCUUAUCAUGGAUACAUUCGCUGCUCUCGCCCUUGCUACAGAUCCACCAACUAAAGAGUUAUUGAAGCGUAAACCUGGGAAUCGAGAUGCACCUCUAAUAACUCCUCAAAUGUGGAAGAUGAUUAUUGGUCAAAGUAUCUUUCAACUUGCAAUCACAUUAAUUUUAUUAUACGCUGCUGAUAAUAUAGUAGGUCAUAGAUUGGACUCAGAGACGCUAGCUACAAUUGUUUUUAAUACAUUUGUAAUGUUACAGAUUUUUAAUGAAAUCAAAACACCUACAUUCUGCGAUGAUGAAUCAGUAGUAUCCAACUGGCAAAGACAACUAAAGGUUUUCAAAGCACUUCGAGGUGGUGGACGUUUUAGAACAAAUUUUGGAACAGUUAAUAAAAACCAACAAGCACCGAGUUUAAUAGUAACUGCAGUUGGUGUGCUAUCAUCGUCGGUACGAAAUAGAAGUCAAGACGAGGUAUUACAGAGAUCAAUAACAGGUCUAAUACCAGCACCACGACAGAAAACUGAUUAA